Molecule: messenger RNA, 2324 nt
Organism: Capsicum annuum
Lineage: Eukaryota; Viridiplantae; Streptophyta; Magnoliopsida; Solanales; Solanaceae
Product: auxin efflux carrier component 2
Exons: 7
Coding region: 132-2027 (631 amino acids)
Biological process (GO): auxin polar transport; auxin export across the plasma membrane
Cellular component (GO): endoplasmic reticulum; plasma membrane
Molecular function (GO): auxin efflux transmembrane transporter activity
Source: RefSeq, a predicted model, not a curated record
UUUCUCUCAUCUACACAUAUACUACCAUUUAUACCUCUCUCCCAACUUCCAACAAAAAAAUACAUUGCCUUUCAUCAUUCUUUAUCUUUCUCUCUUUGCUCUCACAUUAUUAUUUUUGCUAAUUAACAACAAUGAUUAAUGGUAAAGACAUAUAUGAUGUUCUUGCAGCUAUUAUACCUUUAUAUGUUGCUAUGAUCUUAGCUUAUGGUUCUGUUAGGUGGUGGAAAAUCUUCACUCCUGAUCAAUGUUCAGGUAUUAACCGAUUCGUGGCGGUUUUCGCUGUUCCUCUUCUUGGUUUUCACUUCAUUUCAACUAAUGAUCCUUAUGCUAUGAAUUACCAUUUCAUUGCUGCUGAUUCCCUCCAGAAAGUUGUUAUCCUUUUCGCGCUUUUCAUAUGGCAUGUUUUUACUAAAAGAGGGAGUUUAGAAUGGAUGAUUACGCUUUUUUCGCUGUCAACUUUGCCAAACACUUUAGUCAUGGGAAUACCUUUGCUUAAAGCAAUGUAUGGUGAUUUCUCAGGGAAUCUCAUGGUUCAAAUUGUUGUAAUGCAAAGUGUUAUAUGGUAUACCCUUAUGUUAUUUAUGUUUGAAUAUAGAGGUGCUAAGUUACUCAUCGGGGAGCAAUUCCCUGAAACUGCUGCUUCGAUAACUUCAUUUAGGGUUGAAUCAGAUGUGGUUUCACUAAACGGGCGUGAACCAUUACAAGCUGAUGCUGAAAUUGGUGAAGAUGGGAAACUUCAUGUGGUUGUUAGGAGAUCUUCUGCAUCUUCAAUUAUAUCAUCUUAUAAUAAAGGAAUAUUGCAAUCGAAUAACAUGACUCCAAGAGCUUCGAAUCUAACUGGUGUUGAGAUUUAUUCAGUACAAUCAUCAAGAGAACCAACUCCAAGAGCGUCUAGUUUCAAUCAGACUGAUUUUUACGCCAUGUUUGCUAGCAAAACAGCUAGUCCGAAGCAUGGCUACACGAAUAGCUUUGGCGGAGAUGUGUUUUCUUUGCAAUCAUCUAAAGGGCCAACACCACGAACCUCGAAUUUUGAAGAGGAGAUGUCAAAGAUUGGAAGCAAUAAGAAGAACAGAGGAGGCAGGAGUAUGAGCGGGGAGCUAUACAACAGCGGUAGUGGAUUGGUACCGCCUUUGUAUCCACCUCCAAAUCCAAUGUUUGCAGGACAAAGGAAAAAGGAAGUAGGAAGUGGAAGUGGAAGCGGAGCACCAACGCCAGUGCCAGUACCAGUACCAAUGCAUAAUAAUAACAAUAACAGUAAAGAACUUCAUAUGUUUGUUUGGAGUUCAAGUGCAUCUCCAACAUCAGAAGGUAACAAUAAACAUGUAGUCAACAGAGGUGGUUCAACUGAAUUUGGAGUUGUGAAUGCAUCAAAGGCUGUUCUUCAACAAGAGAUAGCUGCAGCAAGAGAGAAUGCAGCAAAUGGAGAAAAAGAAAUAGAGAUUGAGGAUGGUUCGAAUAAGUAUGGAGGUUCGAAGAAAGUUGGUGGUGAUGAAAUGGAAGGAGUGAAGAAAAACAGGCAGAUGCCUCCUGCUAGUGUUAUGACAAGACUUAUUCUUAUUAUGGUAUGGAGGAAGUUGAUAAGAAAUCCAAACACCUAUUCAAGCUUGAUAGGACUCAUUUGGUCCCUCGUCUCAUUCAGGUGGAAUAUACAAAUGCCUUCCAUUGUUAAAGGUUCAAUCUCAAUUCUAUCAGAUGCUGGUCUUGGAAUGGCUAUGUUCAGUCUAGGUCUAUUCAUGGCUUUACAACCAAAGAUCAUAGCAUGUGGAAAAUCAGUUGCCACAUUUUCCAUGGCAGUUAGAUUCUUAACAGGACCUGCAGUUAUUGCAGCUACUUCUAUUGCUAUUGGCCUUCGUGGUGUAUUACUACAUGUUGCCAUCGUUCAGGCUGCUCUUCCUCAGGGCAUUGUUCCCUUUGUGUUUGCUAAAGAAUACAACGUCCACCCUGAUAUCCUUAGCACCGCGGUUAUAUUUGGAAUGUUAAUUGCUUUGCCAAUUACAAUACUGUAUUACGUACUUCUUGGGGUGUAGACAUCAUGGGAAAGAGAGACAGAUAAUAAGUUCAAUGGAUUCAACAUACAAUGGAAAGACAAUAGGAAACUACUAUGUGUUCCCUGCAUGUGACUUCUUAUAUACACAAAAAAAAAAAAAAAAAAAAAACUGAUCAAUUAAUUUAUUUUGAUUAUAUUCUUUCUCUUUAAUUUUGUAGUUUUAAUUUAUAGUUAGGUAGGAAGAAGAACGUAAGUGGUCAUCAAUAGAAGUACUAGAAAUAUUAUUGAUGUUGUAUUGUUACUUCAUUUAUGAAUGAAUAUCAAAGUUAUGCAGCUA